AUGUGUUUUUGGUUGCUAAAAAGUUUAACCAUCAUCUCCUUAUUAAAAAUAAUCGAAAUAAAAGGAUUCUUACCAAUUAAUUAUGAUUUUAUCGUCGUUGGAUCUGGUUCUGCCGGAUCUGUUAUAGCAUCUCGAUUAUCAGAAAAUCCAAAAUGGAAAGUUUUAUUAUUAGAGGCAGGUACAGAACCUACAGACUUAACUGAUAUUCCAGCUUUAUGCGCUACUUUUCAAUUCACCGAUUAUAACUGGGGUUAUUUAAUGGAAGAACAAGAAAAUAUGUGUUUAGGAUUGCAAGAUAAACGAAUGCAUUGGCCCAGAGGAAAAGCACUCGGUGGAAGCACAAUAAUUAAUUACAUGAUGCACAUAAGAGGGAAUCAUUUAGAUUUCGAUCGAUGGUCUGAAAAUGGCAAUGAAGGUUGGUCUUACGAAGAAUUGCUUCCGUUAUUUAAAAAAUCCGAAGACUCAUUUGUGAGAGUACAAGAUCAAGAAUAUAGAAAUAAAGGCGGUGAAAUUGGGGUAGAAGAUGUCGCUUUUAGAACAAAAUCGGCUGAAGCUUUCGUGGAGGCGAUGCAAGAAUACGGUUAUAAAUAUGUUGAUUAUAACGGGGCGACUCAAAUGGGGGUUUCUUGGGUUCAAGCUACCACUAGGAGAGGAAAACGAGAAAAUGCAAAAAAAACGUUUUUAGAUAAGGCUAAAUAUAGACCAAAUUUAACGGUUAUUACAUCGGCAAGAGUUAAUAAAAUUGUUUUUGUAGAUGGAGGAAAUGGCAAAUUGAAAGCUCAAGGUGUCGAAUUUAUUAAAAGCGGAAUCAAAUUUUACGCCAAAGCAAAUAAGGAAAUAAUCAUAAGCGCAGGAACUUUGAAUUCUCCACAAAUCUUAAUGUUAUCGGGAAUUGGUCCAAAAGAUCAUUUAAAUUCUUUAGGAAUUUCAGUACUUAAAGAUCUUCCUGUUGGUAGAAAACUCUACGAUCAUUUAACAUUCUUAGGAUUACCAUUUAGGGUGAAUGGAACAGACGUAACGCUAAAUUACGAUGAUUUGUACGAUCCAAGAUCAAUGGUGGAAUAUCUAUUAAAUGGUGAAGGACCUUUAACAACCUUGGGUGGAGUUGAAGCUUUAGGAAUAGUUAAAACAAAUGUUUCGGAUGAUUGUAAUCCGACUUAUCCGGAUAUAGAACUUAUUUUUUUGGGUGGCAGUUUACAUUCGGAUAAGGGGGACAUUUAUAGGAAAACUUUGCGUGUUACUGAUGAGGUUUACAAUACAGUUUGGGGCCCUUUAGAAGGAAAACAAGUGUUUAGUAUAAUGCCGAUGUUAUAUCAUCCGAAAUCUUAUGGAAAAAUCGAAUUAGAAUCGAAAAAUCCUUUCGCAAGGCCGAAAUGUUACGGAAAUUAUUUCACCGAUAAAAAUAAUUUUGAUGUCAAAACGUUUAUUGCAAGUAUAAGAUUAGUUCAAGAUAUCGUUAAAAUGCCUGCUUUUCAAAAAUACAAUGCAACCCUUGUGGAUACAAAAAUUCCAGGAUGUGAAAUGCAUGUUUUUAAUACCGACGAAUAUUGGGAAUGUGCUUUGAGACAUUUAUCGGUUACGUUACAUCAUCAAGUUGCAACUUGUAAAAUGGGAAAUAAUACGGAUCCUGAGGCGGUCGUCGAUGAUACUUUAAAAGUUUAUGGAACGGAAAAUUUAAGGGUUGCUGAUGCAAGUAUUAUUCCGGAACCAAUAACCGCACAUACGAGUGUCCCAACUUUUAUGAUCGGAGAAAAAUUAGCUGAAAUCAUCAAAAAAAUUUAUUAAAUUAGAACUAAAUUCAAAGAAUUAAUCAAACUAAGAAAUUGGGUUUUUCAAAUUGUUGUUUUUUCUUGCUAAUUACAAUGUAGUGUGAUAAUCGUUAAAUAAAUUAUUUCAUUUUGA
Molecule: messenger RNA, 1902 nt
Organism: Onthophagus taurus
Lineage: Eukaryota; Metazoa; Arthropoda; Insecta; Coleoptera; Scarabaeidae
Product: glucose dehydrogenase [FAD, quinone]-like
Molecular function (GO): flavin adenine dinucleotide binding; oxidoreductase activity, acting on CH-OH group of donors
Source: RefSeq, a predicted model, not a curated record